This is a messenger RNA of Parathielavia appendiculata, 1509 nucleotides long. RefSeq names its product phosphomevalonate kinase-like protein. Gene Ontology annotation, molecular function: phosphomevalonate kinase activity; ATP binding. The transcript is spliced from 2 exons. The record is from RefSeq and is a predicted model, not a curated record. Lineage: Eukaryota; Fungi; Ascomycota; Sordariomycetes; Sordariales; Chaetomiaceae. Gene Ontology annotation, biological process: ergosterol biosynthetic process; isopentenyl diphosphate biosynthetic process, mevalonate pathway. Bases 1 to 1509 code for a protein of 502 amino acids. Gene Ontology annotation, cellular component: peroxisome.
AUGGCCGAGGAGAGUUCCAGAGACCGUACCGUUGUUGUCUCGGCCCCGGGAAAAGUGCUUCUCGCGGGCGGAUAUAUUGUCCUCGACCGCAAACACACGGGUCUUGUCUUUGGUCUGAGUGCCCGCAUUCAUGUGCUCGCUCAAAAGAUCCGCACCAGCGAGGGCGUCCACCUGUCCGAAAUCGUCGUGCAGAGCCCCCAGUUCCUCAAUGCGACCUGGCGAUACGGCUACCACCUCGUCGAGAAUGGCGGGGGCAUCAGGGUCACUCAGCUGCAAUCGGGCACGCCAGUUGAGCCGAACCACUUUGUAGAAACAACGCUCAACUACGUGCUCACCUACAUCGCCGAGGUAGACAAGAGCCAGGCCUCGCACGGCUUCACACCCGCCUCACUCCUCGUCCUAGCCGACAACGACUACUACUCCAAGCCAAAGCAUCACCACGCCGGCGACCGCCCCUCGUCCAGCUCCUCCGCAGAAGAGCCUUAUUUACCGCCAGCCACGCCGCUCUCCGACCCAGGGCCUCAAACCCACCACCACCACCACCCUCCUCCUCACCACCACCAGGACCAGCCCGAGGAGGUGAAACCCGCCCGCCCCCGCUUCCGACACUUCGGCACCACCCUCGGCGACGCUCACAAGACGGGUCUAGGCUCCUCGGCCGCCAUCGUCACGGCUCUCACGGCCGCGAUGCUCUCGCACUACCUCCCUCCCUCCGUCUUCGACCUGGCCACCCCAGAAGGCAAGCGUGUGCUGCACAACCUGGCGCAGGUGGCGCACUGCUCGGCGCAGGGCAAGAUUGGCAGCGGCUUCGACGUCGCCAGCGCCGUGUACGGCUCGUGCCUGUACCGGCGUUUUAGUCCGGCCCUGUUGGGGGCACUGCCGGGGCUGGGGGAGGAAGGGUUCGCGGUGGCGCUGGCGGCGCUGGUGAAUGAUGACGAUGCAGACGGCGCCGACGGGAGGAAGUGGGACUGCGAGAUACGGAAGGACCAGGUCGGGCUUCCCGCCGGCGUGGCGAUUCGCAUGUGCGACGUCGACUGCGGCACGCAGACUGUCGGCAUGGUGAAAAAGGUGCAUGAAUGGCGGGAUGCGAAUGCGGAUUUGGCUGCCCGGGCGUAUGAGGGGUUGCAGGCGAAGGUGGAUGAGUUGGCGAGGGUGUUGAAGGAAGGGAAAGUAGGUGAGGUUGGCGGGGUGAUGCGGCCGGUGAGGGAGCUGAUGCGGACGCUGGGGAGGGAUUGCGGCGUGCCGAUCGAGCCCGAGAGUCAGGAGGCCAUGCUGAAUGAGUUGGAGAAGGUGGAGGGCGUCUUGGGCUGCGUGGUGCCGGGCGCUGGUGGGUACGAUGCCGCUGCGAUGGUCAUGAGGGAUGACGUGGAGACGGAGAAGAGGGUGAGGGGGUUCUUAAGACAGUGGAGCAUGAAGCACGGGAUACACGUGCGGCUGAUGAAGGUUAGGGGGGAGACGGAGGGAGUAAGGAAAGAGGCUGCCGGGGAUUUCAAGUUAUGGAUCAGCUGA